This is a messenger RNA of Pelecanus crispus (Dalmatian pelican), 1286 nucleotides long. NCBI's taxonomy places the organism in Eukaryota, Metazoa, Chordata, Aves, Pelecaniformes, Pelecanidae. The record is from RefSeq and is a predicted model, not a curated record.
AUUGAGCUGUGUCAUCAGUUCCCUCAUGGUAUCACAGACCAGGUGAUUCAAAAUGAUAUGCCUCACAUGGAAGCCCAGCAGCGAGCCAUGGCGAUCAACAGGUUGCUCUCAAUGGGGCAACUGGACCUUCUCAGGAGCAAUGCAGGUCUCCUGUAUAGAAUCAAAGAGUCUCAAAAUGCAAGUAAAAUGAAAGGCUCUGACAAUCAAGAGAAGCUGGUUUACCAAAUUAUAGAAGAUGCAGGCAACAAAGGUAUUUGGAGCAGGGACAUUAGAUACAAAAGUAAUUUGCCUUUAACGGAGAUCAACAAGAUACUGAAAAACUUGGAAAGCAAGAAACUAAUUAAAGCAGUUAAAUCUGUGGCAGCAUCCAAGAAGAAGGUGUAUAUGCUCUAUAACUUGCAGCCUGACAGGUCAGUGACUGGUGGGGCUUGGUACAGUGACCAAGACUUUGAGUCUGAAUUUGUGGAGGUGUUAAAUCAACAGUGUUUUAAAUUUCUACAGAGUAAGGCAGAAGCAGCUCGAGACAGCAAACAGAAUCCCAUGAUACAAAGGAACAGCUCAUUUGCCUCAUCCCAUGAGGUGUGGAAAUACAUCUGUGAACUGGGUAUCAGUAAGGUAGAGUUGUCAAUGGAAGACAUUGAAACCAUUUUAAAUACGCUAAUAUAUGAUGGAAAAGUGGAGAUGACUAUUAUUGCCGCAAAGGAAGGGACGGUAGGCAGUGUGGAUGGACAGAUGAAGUUGUACAGAGCUGUUAGUCCUCUCAUACAACCCACUGGAUUAGUCAGGACGCCCUGUGGACUCUGCCCUAUUUUUGAUGAUUGCCAUGAAGGUGGUGAGAUUUCUCCAUCAAACUGUAUUUAUAUGACAGAGUGGCUGGAGUUUUAAAGUGAAAGAAAACUGUAAACUGGAUUCAUGCUUCACAGCCAAGGUGACAAAGCAGCUUGCUUUUUUUAAAAGUGGACUUCAAAUUUGUGAGUAACUUCAGGACAUGAAGUGACUUUGUUUUUAAUGAAAUGUAAAGCAGCAGUGCCAUUUGUGUGAGCAGUCCUGUGAGAGGACUGGAAAUUGAAUCAGCACUGAAGAUCAAGGCUGAAGUGGAAAUGUAGAUCCAUUCUUGUACCAAAAAUUGGUUGUGUGACUUGAAAACUGCCACAGAACAACUGAGUGGUGAUGCAUCGUUUCCAAGGAUUGUGUCGAGUACUCCACAGACCUUUAUUCUGAAUGAGAGAAAAUAAGUCAUUAGCUGAUCAGAAAAACUUGCUAACAAAUGUUGCCAAGAAUGAGAU